CAACAACAACAACAACAACAACAAUAACAACAACACCUCCUCCUCCACCACCAACACUAACACAACACCAAAACCAGCCCGUCUCUUUCCGUCCGGGUAUCCGCCAGCCAGCCAGCCUUCACACCGAUACUCCCGCCCCUCCGCUCGCACGAAACCUCAGAACUUUAAUUCGGCCUUCCGUCAAUCGUCGUUUCGGUCGUCGGCACAUCGGGGCCCCCAUCUCAGUUAUAUCCUGAAUCGCACAACACAGCCAGAAACGGAAGGAACGCUGAGCCCCCAGUCAUGAGGUUCCGAGCUAGUACCUUCUUGGCGUUGCUCACAUUUACAUUCCACGAGCUGCCCUUCGCCCUGUGUUCGGGUUCACCGGGCGACGCAACACCACAGCAAGUUGAUGGAGCGCAUCGUCCCCGCGGGCUGGUAGUGGAACGUCAGGAUGUUACCGUGACGGAGAUCGGUACCACCAACGUGGUUACCGCGACCACUCAGGUGGAGGCUACCGUGACAGAGUCUGCGAAUCCCAUCCUCGAGACCAGGACGAGCACGUUAACCGCGGCGCCUACCACGCCGACGCAAACCACUACGCCGACUGUCGCUGCUCCCGAAACGACCAUUACUUCGAGCACAUUGGGAGGCCCAAUACCGACAUGCCCCGUAGGACACUACCAAUGCCCAGCCCAAUACUCAGGAGGGUGCUGUCCUAGCGGAUUCGGCUGUGCCGUGAGCGAGUGUAUCCCGCCGGCAACAGUGACAUCGACACGAACCUGUAUGCCCAGUUCAUCCUCAUGCCCCGACUCCGUCGGCGGCGGCUGCUGUCCGGAUAACUACAGCUGCGGCGUCACCAUAUGUUCCCCGCUAGCCACCGCAACGGCUAUUGUGAUCACGGAAGCCACUCUGACCUUCACGAGAGCGCCGUUCGCAAUGACCGCAACGCAGAUAGUAAUGAAAGCCACCGAUAUCCCCAUCAAUGCCAAGAUCCCCGCCAGCACCGCGACCUCCCCCCACCCGUCGCAAAGCAGCGACCCUUCCAAAGGCACUACCCUCCCGAAGAUAACCCUCGUCGGCAUCGUCGUCGGCUCGGUGAUCGGCACCCUCCUCCUCGUAGGCGUAGCCUGGUUCACGCGGUACCGUCUCAGGCGGCGUGGGAACACGGAUGCCUUCCAUGCCGCGCACAGCCGCGACGGGUUCAUGCCCGCUCCCACAGGUCGCACGUACGACCCGAAUCAGCCUGUGCCCAGAAUGCAGCGUACCGUCCCGCACCGUGCACUCCCGGGCUUUCUCGCCACGCAACAGCAGCAACAGCAACAACUACAGCGACAACUACAGCAGCAACAGCAGGCAGGCAAUAUGUACGCCGACCCCGCGAGCGCCACGCACCAGCCGGGCGCCGCCGAAAUGGAGGUGAAAUACUACCAGCACAACCAGGAGGGGGGGAUCAACUACGCGCCGGUACCGCUGGACUCCCCGCCGCUGAUGGACUACAAAGAGAACCAGGAGCGCGCCGAGCUGGGGGAUACGUCCUUGCAACCGCAACAGCAGCAGCAGUCAGUGCUCCAUGAGGUUGAGGGGGACCUGCCUGCUAGCCCGAGACAGACGAGAAGGUGGAGCAAUGGGCUGGAGCGACUCGGGAUCAGACGCGGGAAUAGUACGAGUGGUGGCGGGGGGACACAUUUCUAACCUUCUAGCCACAUGUUGAUCCUGCCUGUAUAAGGUCCCCGAGUGUGAGGCGAGGGGGGGUUGCCUCUCCACCUCCAUCUCCAUCUCCAUCUCCAUCUCCAUCUCUCUUUUGUCAUCCAUCUUCCAUCUUCCAUCUUCCCUUGAUGUACUACUAACGGUCGCUUCUCUCUAUCUAUCUACCUAUCUAUCCACCUAUCUAUGUUUACGGUACGGUACGGGGAUGGACAUGCGCAUUUCUGGUUUCUGGUGUUUCGUUUCGUUUCGUGCAUUCGCUUGGUCUCGUUUCGUUCGUUUGUUUCGUUGCUCGGUG
Molecule: messenger RNA, 1984 nt
Organism: Tricharina praecox
Lineage: Eukaryota; Fungi; Ascomycota; Pezizomycetes; Pezizales; Pyronemataceae
Exons: 6
Coding region: 283-1674 (463 amino acids)
Source: RefSeq, a predicted model, not a curated record